Messenger RNA from Fundulus heteroclitus (mummichog), 2911 nucleotides. Its product is annotated as protein FAM83D. The record is from RefSeq and is a predicted model, not a curated record. Lineage: Eukaryota; Metazoa; Chordata; Actinopteri; Cyprinodontiformes; Fundulidae. Gene Ontology annotation, biological process: epidermal growth factor receptor signaling pathway. Bases 299 to 2401 code for a protein of 700 amino acids. The transcript has 6 exons.
AGGCCUGAGGUUGUGUGGUGGAAAAAAAAAAACGAGAAAGGGUUCAUGGGCGAUCAAAAGUUAUGUAAGGCAUAGCUUAUAACAAACCUGUCACUCCUCAUCAUGUUGUGGGAAUCACCUUGCUCUCUGCAGAGGCGGACCCACCUUCCUCACCUCACCUGUCUUUUUGGAUCAGUGGUUCUCCCACGGAGCUUUAACGCUGCCUUGCAUGCGGUUAAUCUCCACUGGUUCUGAGCCAGACAUGAGCUUUUAGUGGGAGCAUUUUUCCCCAGCUGGAAAAGAAAGGCGUUCAUUGACCAUGGAGGCCUGCAGCAGUGUGUCGGUGCUGCUGUACAGAAGCUCCAAACCUGUGGGGAAGGUGAGGCAGCGGGUCCGAGGCCUCCGGAAUCCCUCCUCCUCCUCCUCUUAUUGCGACCGUGCAGCCAAGCUGGACCUGAGCCACAACGAGAGCGCUCGGUUUGCGGCGGACUCUCUGCUUUGCCGGGGCUUGGAGGGCUACCACAGAGUGCUGGAGGCUGAGGGGGAGGUGGACUUUCUGUCAGAGCUGGAGAAGGAUUACAUCCUGCAAAACGGGAGCGAAGCCCACACAGACGAUGCGGGCGAAAAAGAUGAAGUGGACAGAGAGUUUAACAACUCAUUUGCUGGUCGUCGGUCCCGCUCCCGAUGCUCCAAAGGACUAACCAACAGCGACUCCACCGGAGAGAAGAUCUACGAAGUGAGAUCAGCUGCUCCCGUGCCGGACGAUGCCAGCGCUGAGGUCUUCUUCCGGAAUGACAGCAGUGCAGCCGGCAUGAAAGAUCUGGUCAGACGGUUCAUCAGGAAGGCUAAACUGGCCCUGGCCGUGGUGAUGGACAGCUUCAGCGACCCGGAGCUGCUGUGUGACCUCCUGGAGGCGAGCAGGAAGAGGAACGUGUCGGUGCACCUGCUGCUGGAUCACCUCAACCUGAAGGUGUUCGUCAGCAUGUGGCAGGACCUCAAGCUCAUCAGCAGGAACUACCCCAAGGUGUCAGUACGCAGUGUCUCAGGUCAGACCUACUGUGCAAAGACGGGCCAGAAGCUGAGCGGUCAGAUUGCAGAGAGCUUCAUCAUCGCUGACUGGGAUGAGGUUCUGACCGGUUCAUACAGCUUCACGUGGCUGUCCGGGCAGGUCCACCGGAGUCUCCUUGUCCUCAUUAAAGGCAGCUCGGCCUCACAUUUCCAUCAGGAGGUCCUCAGACUUUACUUCAGCUCCAAGCCGGUCCCUGGCUUCGUCACUUUCGUCACUCUGCCGCAGUCUUUCUGUCUUUACUCCAGAUCGCGUAAACCUCAGACCCCUGUUAUCUGUAACCAGAAACCCCAGCAGCCUGCGGCAGCAUGCCCACGGCCGCCACGGUCUCCUCCAGGUGACGGGCAGCCCAGAGAGACACCAGACUCUGGGUUGCACACGGAGAGAACAGCUGCCCAGGCGGCUCUGAAGCCUUGUGGCCAAACAGGAGCAGAGGGCAGGAUGCAGAGUGUAACUGUGGGAAGGCCUCAGCUUGCGCUGGUCUCAGCAUGUACCCGGCUUAACCAAAGAGUAAAGGUGGAGCUGCUGGGGAGGAAUCAAAAGCAGCUCUCUGCUCAGCCAGAUCGUCCUGCUCAGACCGUCUCAGAUGUCCAGUCCGGGCUUCACAGCACUGUCAACACCACAGCUGAGACCAAUGUGGAGCUCCAGGAGCCACACACUCUGAGCGCCAUGUGCCCAGCCCAUGAGCAGCAAAGGGAUGUUUAUUACCAGCCAGGUGUAAAGACUGAAAACAGUCUCGCUCACCCAGAGGCGACUACUGAUGGAGUUUUCUCGCAGCAAAGGAACAGGAGCGUGUUGACCGAACCACCAGAGUUCAACCCAGGCAUAAAAACACAGAGAAACCAAAGAGAUUCCUCUCUAAACAGUCCUCCAUGUGAUCAACCUGAGCUCCUCUCGCCUUCAACAUCCCAGCCAAUGCAGUCAAAGAGCAGCCGUCACAUCCCUCUCAGCAGCCCCAGGGAGUACAUCCCCACGCUCCAACCCAGCACCACCUUUAGGGAAACCAGCAAGCAGCAGGUGUUCAUGAAACACUAUCAGGGUCCUGUAAACUCGCCCUCUUACACAGCAUCUUCCUGUUUUAAACCAGCGCCUGCAGGAAUGGGAUCAGCCAAGACGCAUCUCCACCCCGUCACCUCCCUGCAGCUAAAUGCCGCUCAGAGAAUGCAGUGGAGCCCACAGAAGGCUGCAGGACCCAGAGUGGUAACUCGCUACAACUCCUUCAGCGGCGCACAUGUGAUGGAGCAGGCAGGCUGGAGACCCCUGCAGCACAGCAGGAACACGUUAGUGGGAAGAAGCCUGAGCAUGACGGAGAGAUGCGCGGCAGGCUACAGAGGAGCAGGGUUUCACCCAAACUGAACAGAAAUAUACGAACAGUUUUAAUGCUGAACCCGGUGCAGCAACACGGCUCCACUGUUCUGACGGAGGUUUAGGUUCCCAAGAGACAAUCUGUGAAACACGAACAGGAAUGCAUGCCAUGGAGCAACAAAGGGUAGCACAUAAAUAUGAAAUCAAAAGAAAUGACAAGCAAUUCUCAAAAUGUAAAAGUUAGGUUUAUAGGCAGUAUGGCACAAUCCUACCAAGACCAGCCCGUCCACUUAGCAUGACAGUCCUGGGAGGGACGGCAUUAAUCAGAGAGGCAGCCAAGAGGCCCAUGGUAUCUCUGGAGGAGCUGCACAGACACACAGCUCAGGUGGUUGGUAGGAUAGCACCUGACUGUGGCUGAUAAAAUGGAUAUUUUAGAAUGAGAAAUAACAGCCAGGCCAGAGAGAAAGGUGUCAGGAGACAGAUCCCAUUGUCAAGCUUCAUGGCAGAAGAUUGUCUGCCUGUUUUUCUUCUGUCAUCGGCAAAUAAAAAAUGUGCAUCUUU